CCCCUCCCUGGAGAAUGGCUGCGGUUCACCCAGAGAGGAGAAGCCCGAGGUGGGGAGAGACGAGGACGCCAUGACCCCCCCGAGGAAAAAACGUGGAAGACGGAAACUGGAGCGGCCGACCAAAUAUGUGGAGCACAAAGAGGAGGACGGAGCAGAUUCAGUCAAGACAGAGGGCGGGCGUGGGCGGAUGAGAGGGGGCGUGGGCUGGGAGAUCAGCCUGCGUCAGAGGCCUGUGCCCAGGGUCACGUUCCAGGCCGGAGACCCCUACUACAUCAGCAAACGCACCCGAGAAGAAUGGCUCGCCAAGUGGAAGAUGGAGGCUGAGAAAAAAGCCAAACUGAUGUCAGCCAUAAACGCCAUGAAGGAGCCAGACGAGAAAGACCCAGAUCUCGACCACGACCAAGAUCCAGACCAAGACCAGGACUUGGACUUGGAACGGGACCUGUUUUUAAUCAAGCACCCACUGCCUUCAACCCGACCUCAACUACCACCACCACAGCCUCAGGAGAAGCCUUCAGAGCUGCCAAACGCGCACAGUCCGCUACAAAUACUAGACCAAGUACCGCCUAAAGUCCACACCAAGACCCAGACCAAGAACCAGACCAAGAUCCAGUCUGUACCAGAGCCCCAGUCCCCCUUAGAGCCGCCGGUGUUAGAAAAGCAGGAUAUUUCACCCCCUCAUCCUCCUCCUCCACCCUCUCCUCUUCUUCAGCAGCAGCCCACAGACCCUGCCUCUCCCACUGUCGCCACGACGCCGGAGCCAGGACCCAUGGGUGCUGAGAAGAGCUCACCCAAAUCAACAGACACAGAGCCCGAGUACGAGGAGGACGGCCGUGGGUUUGGCAUAGGGGAGCUGGUUUGGGGGAAGCUGCGUGGGUUUUCGUGGUGGCCCGGGCGCAUCGUGUCCUGGUACAUGACGGGACGCAGCCGAGCCGCCGAGGGCACCAGAUGGGUCAUGUGGUUCGGAGACAGCAAGUUCUCUGUGGUUUGUGUGGAGAAACUCAUGCCUUUAAGCUGCUUCAGUAACGCCUUUCACCAGCCCACAUACAACAAACAGCCCAUGUACAGGAAAGCCAUCUACGAAGUGCUGCAGGUGGCGAGCAGUCGUGCGGGUAAAGCCUUCAGGUCGUGUCCUGACAGUGACGAGUCUGAGGAGUCCAAGUCUGUGGAGCUGCUCAACAAACAGAUGAUCGACUGGGCCAUGAGCGGGUUCCAGCCCACGGGACCCAAGGGCCUGGAGCCUCCAGAGGAGGAGCGUAACCCAUAUAAGGAAGUGUACCAGGAGAUGUGGGUGGAGCCUGAAGCGGCCUACACUCCGCCCCCUCCCAAAAAACCCCGAAAGAGCAGCACAGAAAAACCCAAGGCCAAAGACAUCAUCGAUGAGAGGACCAGGGAGCGACUCGUUUAUGAAGUUCGACAGAAGUCCCGGAGUAUUGAAGACAUCUGUAUUUCCUGUGGAAGUUUGAACGUCUCUUUGGAGCACCCGCUGUUCUCAGGAGGGAUGUGUCAGAGCUGUAAGAACUGCUUCCUGGAGUGUGCCUACCAGUACGACGACGACGGGUACCAGUCUUACUGCACAAUCUGCUGUGGAGGGAGAGAGGUGCUCAUGUGCGGAAACAACAACUGCUGUCGGUGUUUCUGUGUGGAGUGUGUGGACCUCCUGGUGGGCUCUGGAGCUGCUCACGCUGCCAUUAAAGAGGACCCGUGGAACUGUUACAUGUGCGGGCCCCGGCCUCAGUCUGGGCUCCUGCAGCGGAGAGACGACUGGCCCUGUCGACUGCAGCACUUCUUCGCCAACAACCACGACCAGGACUUUGACCCUCCAAAGCUCUUUGCUCCUGUGAUGGUGGAGAACAGGAAGCCCAUCAGAGUGCUGUCUCUGUUUGACGGCAUCGCAACAGGCCUGCUGGUGCUGCGUGAGCUGGGCAUACAGGUGCAGAAGUACGUGGCAUCAGAGGUGUGUGAGGACUCCAUCACCGUGGGCAUCGUCAGGCACCAGGGGCAGGUCAUGUACGUGGGCGACGUGCGCACCGUCACCAGGAAACAUAUCCAGGAGUGGGGUCCGUUUGACCUGGUGAUUGGAGGAAGUCCCUGUAACGACCUGUCCAUCGUCAACCCAGCUCGAAAAGGUCUCUACGAGGGCACGGGGAGGCUCUUCUUUGAGUUUUAUCGUCUUCUUCACGAAGCUCGACCGAAGGAGGGAGAUGACAGACCGUUCUUCUGGCUCUUUGAAAACGUGGUGGCCAUGGGAGUCAGUGACAAGAGGGACAUAUCACGAUUCUUAGAGUGUAAUCCGGUGAUGAUCGAUGCGAAGGAGGUUUCUGCGGCCCACAGAGCCAGAUACUUCUGGGGAAACCUGCCUGGAAUGAACCGGCCCCUGACUGCCAUGUCCACAGACAGACUGGAUCUGCAGGACUGUUUAGAGCACGGACGCACUGCAAAGUUUGACAAAGUCCGGACGAUCACGACUCGCUCCAACUCCAUCAAACAAGGAAAAGAUCAGCACUUCCCUGUGUUCAUGAACGAGAAGGAAGACAUCCUGUGGUGCACCGAGAUGGAGAGGAUAUUUGGUUUUCCGGUGCACUACACAGACGUUUCAAACAUGAGUCGUCUGUCCCGUCAGAGGUUGCUGGGGCGAUCCUGGUCUGUCCCCGUGAUCCGGCACCUCUUCGCUCCUCUCAAAGAUUAUUUCUCCUGCGUCUGAGGUGAAAUCAUCCCAAUACUCUCAGUCUGAUCUCAGUCUGAUCUCAGUCUGAUCUUACAGAAGAACGGUGACAUUGUCCUGAAUUACAAGUCUGGGAAGUUUAAGUACAGGACAUCACUACAGUUUGUGUAUUCACUGUUGAGCUCUGGUGUGGUGUGGUUUACUUUUCAGCAACAACAAAAAGACAAAAAUUACUGUCUAUAUUACAACCAAAAUAUGUGAAAACAAAGUGAAUGGACCAUAAAAUGAACACUUUAAAGUCUAGAUAAAUGACUUAAGACUAUAGUUUGAAAGAUUACACUGCAAGUUUGGUUUAUUUUUUUAAUGGAUACCAACUUUUUCAAUAUAUGUUCCACUUCUACCUCAGAGGUGCAGUCCGUGGGCUGUGGGGGAGUGAGGUGUGUGUCUCAUUUUAAUUUAAAAUCAUGGCAAUAUUAGCAGACUUGUAAUAUGAACCAAAUAAAUCAUUUUCUAAGACUUUGUAAAAAUAAUUCUGGCGAUAUGUGAAUCACAGGCACAACAAAGCCUCUCAAGCUGCUACAUUCUACUCCUCUUACUACUGUUGUUGGUGAAAUGUCUUGCACAAGGACACAACAACACAUUUGGUUUGGUGGAUGAGCUCUCCACACACGGAACAUCUAUUCUCGCCAUUUUAGGAAAGUUAAAUUACUUUUUUUAUCUAUUUUACCUUCCAUCUAUAUUUACAAUCUGUUGCAAAAAUCUAUUGCAAAAAUAUUGAAUGAAUUUUUUUAAUGAUAGGCCUGCCCAUAAAUACUCCAAACUUUGACAUCCUUGUCCAGUCAAAGUCAACUUUUGAACAGCUUCACACUUUUAUAAUGAAAAAACUCAGAACUUAUGAUGCUGCAGUGAUCCCACCCACACCACACCACUCAAAAUGCCUUUAUUUAAAAAAUAAAGCCUUAUUUCCAAAUGUCCUGUCAAAUUUUGUCCCAAUAUUUCCACUUCCCAGACUUUUUUUUCAUCAGUGGCACCAGCCCUUCUCCAUCUUUUACAAACCACAACUUCCAAUGUUGUGUCACAGCCUUGAAACGCAGACUCCGCCUGCACCCAGGACGAGUUUGUCCGAUUUUGACGUAGUUUUUACAUUAUUACGACUUGUAUUUUGAAUUGUAAUUUUUAUUCUAUUUAAUUUUGUUUUGUCAUUUUACCUUUUAGCAGUGUUAUACAAGGAUUGUUGAUUUUUUAUUAUUGGUGCGAGAUACAUUUGGGAGACUAUGCUUUCUUCUCCAGACACUGAAUCUGAAGGUGCUAUUUCCAUGUACUGUUCAUACUCCGCUGGAAAAAUAUAGGAAUUCUGAAUUGGGACAAGGGUGGUUCAAAAUACACACUUGAAUUCAAGUUCUUGACAGACAUUGUGAAACUUUUUAUAUAUUUUGAUCCCAAUAAUUUGCUAAGAUUAUGGAUGAUUUGUUUCAUCAGAUUUAGAAUUUUAAAUGCUGUUUUUCACUUUGAUUUUUUAAACUCUGAAAAAACAUGUUUGAAUUAUUUUUAUUCUGAACUUUAGUCGGUGAAAUUUGAAAGUGUGAAAGUGUGAAAGUGUUUAAAAUUCAGAAUAAAAAUGUCCCGUUUUAAAUAUUAGUACAAAUAUUUUCAAGCCCUCAAAUUCAAGUCAAAACUCAGAGUGUAAAAUUUGUAGUGAAAAAAUUUGCAGGAAAGGUCCAAGAUUAAAGUGACGUUUUUAUUUAGAAUUUUAAACAAUUUGAAAAUGUACACUUAAAAUUUCAGCAACUAAAAUUCAGAAUAAAAAUAAUUCAAACAUCUUUAUUUAGAGUUUAAAAAUUCAAAGUGAGAAACUCAGUUUAAUUUAAAAUUGUAAAUCUAAUGGAACAAUGAUCUUCCAUAAGGACUGUUGUUUUAGACGGAGGGCAGGCUCUGAUUUUAGAGAACAACUGAAACAUAUUUUUAAAUACAUAUAUGGACAGAAAAUUCACAAUUCAGGGUUGUCAAAAAUAUAAAAAAUCAGAUACUAAUCCAAACUGAAACUAAUAUUGAGACUAGAUACUCAUUUAUCGCAGGUAUCGAUACGAAAAAAAAAAAAAAAAAAAUCACAUCUCAUUUCAUAUUGUCAAUAUAAAACUUUUGUAAACCAAAAAUGAAGUAAGUAAGAGUAAAGUUACUUCAAUAAAAAUCUGAUAGAACCAAGAUUCCAACUGUACAAUCCACAGGUCCCUAAGUUCUACUUGUGCAGUAAAAAUAGUAUUGAUAUCUCCCCAAGUAAAAGUACGCUGCCAGAAAAGUACACUAUAAAGUACAAUUUGUAAAAAGUUAAAAGUUACUUGAGUAAAUGUAACUACUGCACUUGUUUUCUCUUCCUACUGUGAGUAAGAGUACUGUUACUUCAAUAAAAAUAUGACUCAAGUAGUAAGUAAAAGUAAAAGUACACUGCAAGAAAAUUACCCUUAAAGGUGUGUAGUACUCAGUUGUGUUUACUUAAGUAACUUUUUACUUUUUUAGAAUCAGUACUUUUAAUAAAGAAAAUGUUUGAUUUGAGUAAAUUUCACUUAAAACACUGUAACUUUUCCGCUAGAGGACUCACAGGGACUCGUCUAAAUGCAGAUGCUUUACUCCAACAUCCCCUAGUGUGGCUUUAAACUUUUCAGUCUCCAUGGAAACAAGCAUGAGACGCCACCUGGGCUCUUUACAGGUGAGGUCUGUGAAGAGGCGACCCCACUCAGUCAGAAUGUGAGUUUUUAAGUAAUUUUUUAUCAAUAAAAACACCCAUGACUGAAUAAAUGCAUUAAUACCAAUCCGCUGCUUUAUUCUACAGUUUAUUCUCAUACAAAACCUGAACCACAGCCUGUUUUUUUAUUAUCACUGUGGAUUCAGAAACAGUAUUGAGUUUGAAGUCUAUUCUUUAGUAUCGAAAUCAGAUUUGAAACAUUAUCAUGAUGCCACAAGCCUCUGCCCUCCAUCGAAAAUUAUAAGAAAAGCAAAUGAUAGAAGAUGAACACAACUACUCCAGAAGUUUCACAGUGUCUGGAUCUGUUUGUCGAGAAGAGAAGGCCCAUAGAAAGUGUCUGUAGUCGUCAGCGUCUCUGAUCCAAACACAUCACAUACCUCUGUUUUACUGUUUCUACACACGUGAAUAUGGUACUACUGUAAUGAAACAUGGUGCUCUGUGGACCGAGGGAAACUGCACUUCUCAUGUGGCUCAAGUCAAGACAAUAUCCCCAUUUACACCGAGUCACAGACGCACUUCACUUUGGUCUAAGACUCUUCAAAUAUCACUGUUUAUGCUCUGGAGCCAUCAUUUCAAAUGACAAAUACAAGAGGCGUUAAACCAGACCAACUAGGUCUAUCCCAGAACCAAACAAGAACUAAAUCCAGACUAAACCAGGUCUAAACCAGGACUAAACUAGGACUAAACCAGGACUAAACUAGGACUAAACCAGGACUAAACCAGGUCUAAACCAGGACUAAACUAGGACUAAACCAGGACUAAACUAGGACUAAACCAGGACUAAACUAGGACUAAACCAGGUAUAAACCAGGACUAAACCAGGUCUAUCUCAGAACCAAACAAGAACUAACCCCAGAUUAAACUAGGACUAAACCAGGACUAAACUAAACCAGGACUAAACCAGGUCUAUCUCAGAACCAAACAAGAACUAACCCCAGACUAAACUAGGUCUACACCAGGACUAAACCAGGUCUCAGCUGCUUCAUACAGAUUCCAACCACUGCUGACCAGACACACUGCACAAGAGCUGCAAUAAACUAGGACUAAGUCAAGACUAAACCAGGACUAAGUCAAAACUAAACCAGGACUAACUCAAGACUAAACCAGGUCUAAGACAGGUCUCAGAUAGAUCACAACAAUCACAUAAGAGCUGUAUGAAACCAGGAGGACUAAUACAGAACUAAACCAGGACUAAACCAAGACUAAACCAGCUCUGAUAUUGACAGUUUUGGUGGAUUGGAAAUCGGCUUCUGAGAUGUCGAUUCAGCCGAUAUCCUGUUUUGGUUUAUAAACUGUUGUAAUAAGACGAUUUACAGGACAGUUUGGCCCAAAACAUCUCAUCAUAUUAAACUUGUAUUUUACGACUUUACUGUUGUGAAAUUACAAACCACAUUGGAUCAUUUUACCUUCUGCUGUUUGUCACGGUCAAUUCAAGGCUGUUCACUUAGUUUCACUGUAGACUUGUUAUAAGUGACUUUAUGCUGAUGAGCUUUUCCAGUGACAAACACAGAGCCAGAGCUGCGUUUGAGAAUAAAAGGAUCAAACUGAAGCGUGUCUGUCUCUCGGUGGAUCUGAGGCGUUUAUGGACCUUUAUACCUGGUGCUGUACUGUUUUUCUAGUUUUUCGUAAUAAACUUUGAACUGUAGACUUUAAGCAUAUCCUUAAUCUUCUGCUGCAGCUAAGACAUGGUGCUCACUGCCUUUGGACCUGCACAACCGCAAAGCCACAUGGGAAAUGUAGUUUACCCCUGUCAAUAAUAUACUUAAGAUGGCUACUUUUUCUACUUUUGACCAAUAAGAUUUUACUGUAACGACUGCGCUGAAAAUCCUCAAAAAUCAAUGGUGCGUCAACUCACGGUUCUACUUUUUAUAACUAUUUGUGCUGUUUUAUCGACAUUAUAAAGCACUUUUUGAUAUGUACACUUUCUUUAAAGGGCCUGUGUUACGCCAUUCUCUGAUCUCUGCUCUAAUGUUGUUCCCUCAUCACACACACACCUGGAGCUGUGUUUUGUUUCAGUCACACGUUUAACACACAAACCCUUCUUCUCUCACACUGAAAACACCCUGUUCCACCUUGUGAUGUCAUGAGGUAAUACAGGAAGUGCUCCACUGUGUUUUUAAAUACAUCUGCACUAGAAUCACUUGGAUCAUUUGUGCCCUGGAAUUGCCAGUCUCUAUAUAGUUGUCUCUAAAUAGUUUGCAAAGAAGUGAAGUUGUAACUACAUUUUAGGUGUUUCAGAUGUAUUAAUUAUUAUUAAGCCUGAAAAUGCAGAUUGUAUGCUCCAUUUCCUGUUUAUUUUCCAAGCUGCAUCUGCGCUUUUUUUUCUGCUCUAUUAACCCGAGCAACUUGAUGUAUAAAGAAAAGACAAUAUGAAACACAAAAGGACAUUUUGAUCAAGAUAAAUGUUGAAUUUGAGUGUCCAGAUCAUGUCAUUCUGCUCAUUGUUCCCUACUGAAAGAUUCAAUCAUUUUAUUAACUGUUAUUAAUAAUAUUAGGUCACAGUGACAUACAAUGUAAUUUAAUAUUUAAUUAAAACAAUUUGGUUAAAAACAAUAAAAAAUGUUAAUUGAAUGUGCAGAAAUUCAGAGAAUUGCAUCUAAAAAAAUUUAAUUAUAAUUAAGUAGGUGUAUAACUUUUUUUAAAAUU
Boleophthalmus pectinirostris (great blue-spotted mudskipper) is the source of this 8051-nucleotide messenger RNA. RefSeq names its product DNA (cytosine-5-)-methyltransferase 3 alpha b (gene dnmt3ab). The record is from RefSeq and is a predicted model, not a curated record. NCBI's taxonomy places the organism in Eukaryota, Metazoa, Chordata, Actinopteri, Gobiiformes, Gobiidae. Gene Ontology annotation, biological process: negative regulation of DNA-templated transcription. Gene Ontology annotation, molecular function: methyltransferase activity. Bases 71 to 2704 code for a protein of 877 amino acids. The transcript has 20 exons. Gene Ontology annotation, cellular component: cytoplasm; nucleus.